AUGGUUCUCCACAACCCAAACAACUGGCAUUGGGUUAACAAAGAUGCUUCAACAUGGGCAAAACAAUGGUUGGAGGAUAGCAUAAAUGAGGUCAAGGCCGAGGAGGAUGACGUUACAGCUCAAUUGGAUAAAUUGAUUAGUAUGGAUGGAGAUGUUGAUGUCAAUCAGCGAAAGGGAAAGGUCAUUACCAUAUUUGAUGUCAAGCUCGUUAUUGAGUAUUCAGGCAAAACCAAAGAUGAGGAAUCCGUUAGCGGUACCAUCACCAUUCCUGAAGUUGCUCAUGAUACCGCAGAAAACGAGUAUGUUUUUGACAUAGAUAUUUACUCCGAUGCCAACUCUAAAGCCCCAGUCAAAGACCUCGUUCGUGCACAAAUCGUCCCUCAACUCCGCAAACAAUUUGCACAACUUGGACCUGCUCUCAUCACAGAGCACGGAAAAGAUAUCCAACAUGCGCCAGAUGCGAACCCAGCAUCCAAGAUCACAUCCGCAAAGACCUACCCUCACAAUGCUCCAGUUCAAUCUACAUGCACCCCAACCAACAAGGCCCCUUCUUUAGUAAAUACCACCACUGUCACCGACAAUGAAGAAUUCCGUACUCCAGCUUCAGAGCUUUACCAAACCUUUACCGAUCCCGCCCGCAUCGCCGCAUUCACACGCGCCGCGCCAAAACUCUUCGAGGGUGCUAAGAAGGGAGGGAAAUUCGAGCUUUUCGGGGGCAACGUCUCGGGUGAAUUCCUCGAACUCGUCGAACCAACCAAGAUCGUUCAAAGCUGGCGUCUCGAUCAAUGGCCACAAGGACAUUAUUCCAGAUUGGAGAUCAACUUUGAUCAAAACGAUGUUGAUAAUGUCACGGUCAUGAGAGUUUCUUGGUCUGGUGUCCCGGUUGGUCAGGAAGAGGUCACGAAGAGAAACUGGAGCGAAUAUUAUGUUAGAAGCAUCAAGCAGACUUUUGGCUUCGGCACGAUUUUGUAG
Messenger RNA from Sclerotinia borealis F-4128, 972 nucleotides. NCBI's taxonomy places the organism in Eukaryota, Fungi, Ascomycota, Leotiomycetes, Helotiales, Sclerotiniaceae. The record is from the annotation of a GenBank genome assembly.